Messenger RNA from Trichomycterus rosablanca, 1389 nucleotides. RefSeq lists its product as uncharacterized. The record is from RefSeq and is a predicted model, not a curated record. The transcript has 8 exons. Bases 174 to 1262 code for a protein of 362 amino acids. NCBI's taxonomy places the organism in Eukaryota, Metazoa, Chordata, Actinopteri, Siluriformes, Trichomycteridae.
UCCCACUCGGAGAUAAAUUCUGGAGAGAUAGGUCUGAUAAGAUUUACCAGACAACUUUCAAGCACGACUUCAAUUCAUUUAGCCUCUUAACAAAAACUGCUGCUGUUCCUCCACCUGAACCAACAAAUUUUGAGCACAAGGAUCUUCAACAUUACAAAGAGUUCCAGACAGAAAUGGCCAGCAACUUUUUUCAUCAUCCAACUGUCUUUUCUACCUGUACCCCGGCAUGGACUAAGCUCACAACUAACUUUAAAAUGCACACAGACCAACGUCACCAAAGCUUCAGCACCACUCAGACUGACAGUUUCCAACCUUUUCAUUUACUGUCAACCAGGCCCAGACCUGUUAAUGUUGUCAAGACUGCUGAGAUUAAAAAGCAAGCAGAAAAGCUUCCUGAGACCACACAGAGAGAAUCUUAUGUUGCACACAAGGUCUCACCCGUGAUUAAAGCUGAUACGAAGCACCUAGGUGGAUUUCCAACAAUUACUGGUGAUAGAAAGAGCCUGUUCCCAAGCUCCAGUUACAACGAAGACUUCCAAUAUAGACCUUCAUCUCCAGCAAAGUCUACUAAAAAGAAAUUUCAGUCAUUCAUGGAAAUGGGCGACAGACAAAAAAUAGUGGAAAGUGAAACAACGCAUUCAGCCUCAUUUCCCAAAGUAGUUGCCCAGAGCCGUGUUUCUGUAAAGACACGUAUGCCUGUCAAUCUUGGGGACUCUCCGGAACCCAAAUGGACCACCACCACAUCUGAGGCUUUUAAAGAAAUCAAGCCUGCCCGAAUUUCUAUUCAAUCAAGAUCAAAGACUUUGAGCUUUGUGCCUCUAGGAGACACAGAUGCAAAGAGCAACCAAGAAAGAAUGACCAGCACAACCAACCGAUUUUACUUCUCUGAGAAAAACCAUAAUCAGUUUCCUGUUCAUGUGGAUGGGCCGAACCUAAGGACCAAGAGUAACGUUGAGUUUGGGAAGCCCAAACAUGGAGGAAUGUUUUACAGCACCACAACUCAUGACAGCUAUCCACAAAAAGAGUUUGCUCAGGUCAAACCAUGUACUUAUCCACCCGGCCAUGUCCUGGGAGAUCAAGAAUCUCGUCCAGCUGUCUCUACUGUCAAAAUGGACUAUCUUUCUUUAAAUAGUAAAAGAAAUGAGUUAAACCCUGUGCAGCUGCAACAGAUUAAAGCCAGUCACAUCCGGCCUCAGGACAGUAAAUGUUACUUCGAAACAACCUACAAAGAACAUUUCAAAGAACAUCGUACACCCAUCUAGAAGCUCAUCUUUGACAACCAGUCCAACUUUAAUUUUGACAAGAUCACCACCCUAAAGUAGAAAAUACUACAUUGCAAAACUCUCCUCUACUGAAGAUGUCUUCUAUUAUGUUCAAUAAAGGGUUACA